AUGAACUCCAAAAACGUUGAGUCAAUGCUAGACGAACUGUUAGCACUUUUGAACGUCAAUUAUCGGCAUUCAAAUGAGUUAGUCGAUAAUCUAACGGUAUUGAUUGAAAACUCGGUAGACGAUGCUGCAAUGGGGGAAGCAUUCACCGCCAUGAGAUCUGUUUUCGGUGAAUUCAUAAUGUCCAUGGCAAAUCUUAGAGAUGAGCACACAAAUGUCAUCGAAUCUUACAAUACUAAACUCAAAUUGGGACCGUCAGCCGACGUAGCCAAAAGCAGGCUUAGUGCAUCGGUUGAUGAAGAUGGAAACGAGUCAGAACUCUUGCAAUUGGUAUAUGAGGUUUGCGAUAGCUACAACCUUCACAUGGAGCACAUCAACCUCGUGGGAAGACUGUCGUCGAAGUUGUGUGAUCCCGCAUUAGCUUCAGACAGGGCUAUCAAACAUCAAGACGAAGAUCUCGAUCUAGAACAAAUUCUGAAAGCCUACGAUUCCGUUGGAGCUGAAAAUCUGGAAGAGACGGCAGACUUGAAGCGGCAACUUCUCCGCUGGACUGACGCUAUGAAAAUGGAGAAAGCAAGGUUCACCUUAGAAAACCAGCAUAUUUUGCGAGAUAAGCUGAAAAGUAUGACUGCGGAAGUUACUCAGUGGAAGAAUAAUUACGAGUCCGUGGAAGAUACAAUGUUUGGAGAUGACGCGCACUCAAUUACCCAGACAAUUCAACGAAUUCAAAAGCUGAGACCUCAACUUGAAGCGGUGAACCGGGAAGAAGACAUUGAAAUGAACUGA
This is a messenger RNA of Lachancea sp. 'fantastica', 783 nucleotides long. The record is from the annotation of a GenBank genome assembly. NCBI's taxonomy places the organism in Eukaryota, Fungi, Ascomycota, Saccharomycetes, Saccharomycetales, Saccharomycetaceae.